Messenger RNA from Coffea arabica (coffee), 783 nucleotides. RefSeq lists its product as uncharacterized. NCBI's taxonomy places the organism in Eukaryota, Viridiplantae, Streptophyta, Magnoliopsida, Gentianales, Rubiaceae. The record is from RefSeq and is a predicted model, not a curated record. Gene Ontology annotation, molecular function: protein binding. Gene Ontology annotation, cellular component: plasma membrane.
AUGGAGAGGUUGGAGAUGGAGAAAAGGCUUCUUGAUGCUGCCUUAGAAGGCGAUGAAAAGACUCUAUAUGAGUUGCUUAAAGAAGACAAACUGGUGCUUCAUAGAGUUUCUCCUUCGUCCCAAUUUCAAUCCUAUACAAAUAGCGAUAAUUCGAGGGCAUCAAAGAUUUGUCAAAAAUGGUCGUCCCUUCACUUGGCAUCAGUUAGAGGUCAUCCGAGAAUUGUUGAAGCAUUGGUAAAUGCUAAUCCUGAUAUGUGUUUCGAUUGUGAUCAAGAUGGAAGGAACCCUCUUCAUGUUGCUGCCAUGAAAGGCAAAGUUGGAGUGUUGGAACUGUUGGUUCAUGCAAGGCCUUUUGCAGCUCGGGAAAAGACUAAACGUGGGGAGACCAUCUUGCAUUUGUGUGUGAAGUAUCAUCAGUUCGAAGCACUGAAGAAGGUGGUGGAGGCCGUGGAUGAUGAUGAAUUCUUGAAUCAAAAAGAUGGUGAAGGCCUUACCAUAUUGCAUUUGGCUGUUAUUGGCAAGCAAAUUGUGAGAAAACCUACCAAACAUAGGGAGACUAUUUUGCAUGUGUGUGUGAAGUAUAAUCAGUUAGAUGCUCUGAAGAAGCUGGUGGAAAUUGUGGAUGAUGAUGAGUUCUUGAAUCGGAAGGAUGGUGAUGGCCUCAGCAUACUGCAUGUGGCUUUUAUUUCCAAGCAAAUUCAGGAAGGGAUUGGCGAGAAAAAGCAAAAUGAAGGCAUUAGUCGGACACGGCUUUCUUGUAGACUUGUACAGCGUGAAAAAUAA